Molecule: messenger RNA, 7999 nt
Organism: Anopheles coustani
Lineage: Eukaryota; Metazoa; Arthropoda; Insecta; Diptera; Culicidae
Gene: Dlg5
Product: disks large homolog 5
Exons: 8
Coding region: 389-6199 (1936 amino acids)
Molecular function (GO): protein binding
Source: RefSeq, a predicted model, not a curated record
UGCGAGGAUGAGACACCUCCCCUCGAGAACGAAACUGGUACCUAAAAUAAACAUUUAGCUAUCGAAAGACUAGCAAACAGCUGGGUAUUUGCAUGUUGUAAACGGUAUUGCGUGUUGUGUGUAAUAUUUUCGUGAGCGAGUGACGAAACAAUGCUGGUGAACAGUGAUUUUCUCCCGACGGGGGAUCCGCGUCGAAAGUGUUAUUAGCAGCAGCCCCCAAAGAAAUUGAUUGCCAGCUAAGCAUUAUUGUGCACUGCAUGAAACAAAAAAUAGGAUUCGCGGCAGUCGAGGAUUCAAUAAGAAUCGAGUGGAAUAGUUAAGAUUAAAUGAGAAACAAGUAUGUAUUAAAUAUUGAUCUUGGGUACCUGAACCAUUACAACGCAUUGCGAUGGCAUCAAGCGAAAAUAACAGCGAUGACGGAGGUCAUAACAUCUUCUCGGGCUUUUCCAGCUCGAAUGGAAGCGCACCGGAGUACGAGCAUCUCUUGCAGUUUGAGUAUCUCAAGACUAAGUAUCGAGACGUCUUGUCCCAGCUGAAGACCGUUUCGAGCGAAAAGCAGCGGCUAGAGCAUGACUUCCAACUGCUGAAAAAGGAACUCGACGGGAAGGGAGACUUCUUCAACAGUACAUAUCACGAGUACAGCGCCUUGAAGCAAAAGUAUGACACACUCAGACUUCGGUAUGAAGAAAUUGCGAAAGAUCCUUCACACUGCAUCAAGCUCUGCGAGGAGCUGAAGAAAGAGCGCAACAAAUACAAGGAAUUGCUAAAAGCGACCGAGCAUGAGCUCGAGACGGUACUGUCGGAGCGUGGAAGUGUCCUGAAGGAAAACCAGAAACUAUACGACAAAAAUGAAGCGCUCGAACGUGAGGUGCAGGGAAAGCUGAAGGAAUGCGCGUCACUGAAGGAGAAGAUUGAGGUGCUCAAGAGCCACCAGGAGUACCAGCAGUUGUCGAAUGAGAGCAACUGGAGCAAGGAACUGUCGGAGAGUAAGGAUAAGUUUGGGAUUGUUUCGGAAAGCCUCGAGUCGGCCAAUCAGGAAAUCGAGCGAUUGAAGAAAGCCCUCGAUAAGGCGAAGGCAGAGAUCGCCAAAGCCGUGCACGACACGGAGGUGGCCAAGCAGCGACGGGAUUGGGCUAUUUCGGAGCGUGAAAAAAUUGUGCAGGAGCGGGAUAGUGUAAGGAAUCUGUGCGAUGAAAUACGCAAGGAACGCGAUACGGCCACCUCAAAGCUGCUGGCGGCGAUUCGCGAUAAGGACGAUGCACACAAAAAGAUUGAACUACUAACGGAUCAGUUGGAGCAGCUGAUUCGCGACAGUAUUAACAACAACUCCGGUGCCGGUGGUCAGACCCAGAGUGCUUCGAACAACAACCAGCUGCAAGCGAACGGAGGUGGCUGCACGCCCAGUACCCCGAACGCAUCGAUGGCCUCGGUAAACAAUAGUAGCAGCCAGCGAAACUCGCACUACAGCAGCUUCAGCUCAAUCUACAACCUGGAAUCGUUACAACAGUUCGAUGUAGAGCUCGUCGAAAUCGACACCUCCCCAUUGCUGAGUAAUUCAUCCGACUGGGGCCUGACGAUCAGUGGAGAUUUGGAUCACAGCUACGCUAGUGACAGCCACAGCAACUCAAAGAAUCUCUGCGGCCCGUACGUGGCAGCCGUUGAGCACGAUUCCAUAUUUGCCGGCAAGCUGAAACCGAACGACAUACUCUGCCAGAUAAACAACCACGACUGUAGCACCUUUUCGCGCCGGAUGAUCUAUCGCACGAUCCGCAGCAGCGUUCCGCAGUGCAUUAUUACGGUGAAGCGGCCGACGAAGCGUUUGCUACCUGUGCAAAUUCCCUUCACCAGCACGAACCGUAACCAUGGGCUUUGCCUGGAGCUGGGGCUUUACAUAGCGAAGCUUGAGCCGAGCUCGAUUGCAGCGAAGGAUGGUCGAUUGGCCGUGGGGGAUCGCAUUUUGUCCAUCAACAAUAAGCCUAUGGAACGCGUGGAAAACAUCAAUGAAGUGCACGCGUACAUCAACGAUAUGCGCAACAGUUGUCUGAAUCUGAUCGUUAUCAAAGAGAUGCCGGAGAGCCACGCGAGCUAUGCCAGCUUUUACCAGCCCCGGCUGAAGCACAUCCGCAACACAACGAGCUGUACGCAGACGGAUAUCUCGUUGUCGACGACGUUUGGUAGUCAGCCCAAUACGACCGCGGCUAGCAGCGUUAACGCAAUGCUGAUGAAUCCACGUCUGAGCUUGGAGUUUGAUAGCAACAAUCACUUUUUGCCCUCCCCGAUGCCGUCCUCGUAUCAUCCGUCUUCCAGUACGCCGAAUUCGGUAGCUGCAAGCACUCCUUCGUCGACCAAGUCGGCCUCGAAGUUGACCGAGUUUAUUCAAAAGAUUAAGGAUAAAAUGGCAAUCAGCAACCACAGUAAGGAUACACCGGGUGGCAGUCAGGAGCACGACGCGAUCGCGGUCCUCGACUCAGUCCUAGACAGUGAUGAGCAGUCGCGGGACGGGAAACGCACUAAACGCCGCAACAAGACCGACGCUCAUCAUCAGGCGGAGAUACCGCGUGGGACGUGGCCGCGGGUGAACAUGACGAUUCACAUCAACGAGAAUCACCCGGGCACAAUCGUGCACCGGACGAAGAAGGAACGACCCCGUUUGACGAUCCCCAGUGGUGGUGACUUGGACAAUAAUAACUACUUUUCCGCUGCGAUGAACGAAGCAAACACUAUUCCAACUAAUUUUCAACCCGCGCCAAUCAGCAUCCCGUUGCCCCCGAAGGGAAUACCCGGUGGAGGAGGCAAUGUCGGUAAUAAUGUUGGGGGUGGUGGAGGUGUUUUGACACCCGGCCCGGGCACCAGCGGUGGAGGUCAAGGAACGCUUCCGACCUCGAGCAAGCGAAAUUCUAAUCCAGUUAUGCCAUUGGACAUCAACCGUCUACUAGCGUCGAAGUAUGACGAUCCAACGGUUGUUUCUGGGGCAAACACUAUGGCAGGCAAGCAGUCAAGCAGCAGGGGUGUUCCGUUUCCGCGCUCGUCCACUUACGACGACCGCCAUCACGAUGGGGCCGGCUUGAAUCUGCAUAAACAUCGUUUCAGCCUGAACCUAUCCGCGAUGAGCAAACAACUCCAACAGCAUCAACAGCAGCAACAGCAACAGCAGCAGCAGCUUCUUUUGCCAUCACAUCAUCAGCAGCAGGAGAACUCACUCGACUUUAUUCCCAUUCCCUUGUCGGCGUCUCAGAAAAGCAACCACUCGAUCGAUUCCGCCUCCGGACCGCAUUCGAAAAGUCCACCGGUAGUGUACUACCCUGGACCACCGGGUAGUGGGCUGCCUUCAUUGAAGGGGGUCGUCGGUGGUGGUGGUGGUGGUGAUCAAAACACGGCCACCACGGCGGAGUUUUUCAUGCCGUCGAAAAUAUCCAAAACGCUGUCGAAGUAUUCGAGCGAUGCCGAAAGUCUCGACACCGAAACGCUCUCUCUCGGUGGCAUGAGUGGGGGAAUGCUGCAGGGUUCGGGCGGCGGCAAAACCGGGUCCGCCAAUCAAGCUACCCCCAACGGAGUUAAUCAAGGACAAUCUUCAACCGUCGGCGGAGUUGGGCCUGGAAACACGAACACUCUUCCACUGUCAUCGCAUAUGCGCAAACAAACAAUGGCCAUGAGUGGUGGUAGUGGUGGGGGCGGAGGGGGAGGUGGUGUUGGAGGAGGAUCGUCCUCCAAUCGUGCUGGGCUCACGCUUCACCCCGGAGCAACCACGGCCGCCGGGUACGGGGCGACCAUAUUUCCUGGCUCCUAUUCGCAUCCCUUCAACAAUAUGCGCGGAAAUCAUCACCAGGCGGGAGGGAGUGUUGGUGGAGGGGGUACCGACGUCGGAAUAACGUCGGUGCACCCGAUGAUGACGGGCUCGUCGACGAUCGGACAUCACACGCAUGGAGCAUCUAUGGACUACAGCUCGUCCUACCGCUACAGCCAAAUACAAUCGUCCAAGGAAGACGUGCCUAUAGCAGGAUACGCGGGAGGCUACGAGGGUGGCACAUUCCCCCGCAACAAAAGUCACCUCAUCAACAACAGUACCCACCACCAGCACCAUCAUCACCAUCAUCACCAGCAUCAUCAGCAGCAGCAGCAACAGCAUCAGGGUUCUGGGUUUCGCAUCCCAUCGAACCAGAGUGUUACGAGCCGGGGAAGCGGAAUAAAGAUCAGCAACGGUUCGAUCGAUUGUAGCAGUUCGGAGCGGGCUUCCCCGAUACCAACGUUUGAGGUACAGGUGCUCAAACCAGGGCAUGUCCCAUCCGGUGGUGGAACUUCCGGCGGUUCAAACAAGAGAAAUUCUCUGCACGAUUACGGGGUGCAAUCGAAACCGAAUGUCGGUGCCCUGCGUCUCGUGCUGAUCGAUAAGAGUGAGAUGUCGCUCGGAAUCAAAAUAUUCUGCCGACGCAAUGGAGGGGGUGUUUUUGUGUCGAACGUAGGUGAGAAUAGUCUGGCGAGCAAGGUUGGGCUGCACAUCGGUGAUCAGCUGCUGGAAGUGUGCGGCAUCAAUCUUCGCAAAGCAACGUACGAACUGGCCGCGCACGUACUGCGUCAGUGUGGCAAUUCCAUCACCAUGCUAGUGCUCUACAAUCCGGUUGUCUACAACAACCUGACUACGAGCGAGGACAAUCUUGCCCGGUCCGGUUCUCCGACGCCGCAAAACUCUCCCCGCGCCAUGGGCCGGUCGAUCCACUCGGCGGUCAACACGACGGCCGUGAACGCGCUGACGGUCGAGCGAUCGAUGGCCGCACCGAAGAAGCCUUCCGCCCUUUCGGCAGCGAAAGAGUUCAGCGACAGCUUGGAACACCAGCCGCAGCUGCACGACGAAGAGGACGAAGAGCAUGGACCGGUGGGUGUAGGUUCGGUUGGGGUAGGGGGCACGGGCGUUACCGGUGGAGGUGGCAUGUUUAAGGAGCAAGCGCGAGAAAUCUACAUUGAGACGCGCAAAACCUCCAACCUAGGGAUAACGCUGGUCGGUGGAAAUGCGAAUGGAAUUUUCGUGCACGGCGUGCAGAAGGAUUCGAUUGCCGAUCAGGCCGGUUUGCUCGUUGGCGAUCAGAUACUGGAGUUCAACGGUACCGAUAUGCGGCGCUCGACGGCCGAACAUGCGGCACUGGAGAUCGCAAAACCGGCCGAUCACGUGAAGGUGCUCGUGUUGUACAAUAUUCAAAAGUUCAAUCAAAUCAAGGACAAACCGGGUGACGCACUCUACAUUAGAGUCGGUUUCGAUCGUAACUGCGAUCAGGGCGACUCGGAACUAUCUUUCGCCAAGGACGAAGUCCUUUUCGUCGAUAACACCAUGUUCGGUGGAAUACCUGGCAAGUGGCGAGCCUGGAAGCUGGACGAAUACGGCCACAAGCGACAGUGUGGAAUCAUUCCAAACAAGCUCAAGGUUGAGGAAGAACUGCGAUUGCUGGGAGACACCGGUGAUGUCGAUACGACGACACGGCGCGGAUCGACGUCUGCACGUAGAUCGUUCUUCAAGCGUAUCAAGCCGCAGAGAAGCUCAUCACGUGACUCCAAGGAACUGGCGAGUUUCAGCAACACCCAUCUUAGCCUUUACCUUGACUCAGGCUCGCUUAGCGACGACGGUUUGGCCAGCUACCAACGAGUCGAGCGGUUGGAAUAUACCUACCGGCCGGUGAUAAUUCUUGGCCCGCUGUCCGAGUUUGUGAUUGAUAAGCUGUGCGUGGAUUUCCCGGAGGACUUCGCCGUCCUGCAGGAAAGUCAGAAGAAGUGCACCAAGGAGGAGAUGGACUUGGCGAUCCAAAACAACACCAUCGCGGAUUAUAAAAUGCGCAGCAAUGGCAUUUUCGAGUACACCAGCAUGCAAGCAGUGCGAGAUAAUAAGCAAUGUCAUUGCAUAUUAAAUGUGAGCAUGGCUGCGGUGGAGAGAUUACAAAGGGCGCAGGUGUAUCCGAUCGUGUUACUGCUUCGCUUCAAAUCCGCCAAGCAAAUUAAAGAGAUCAAAGACUCGCGCUACUCGACGGACAAGAUUUCCGCCAAAGCGGCCAAAGAAAUGUACGAGCACACACUCAAGAUGGAGUCCGAGUAUCGACAGUUUAUUUCGGUUGUCAUCUCUGGCGUGAAUAUUACGCACAUGUGCACCCAAAUCAAAGCAGCCGUCGACAGUGAGCAGAAGAAAAUACUCUGGGUGUCAAUACCAACACCGUUGUGACCGUCCGUGAGCUAUCUUCUGCCCCACGAAGACGAACGUUUGGCAUAACAUACAAACUAUCGGUUGGCGAGGAACAAAACGGUAAGCGUAAAACACCAAUGCAGCAAGGAGAAUCAUAAUGGAUGAAGGCGCGAUAGCAGCCUCAAAACUAUCAACAAAUAAUAGGCAGCCGCUUCACACAUGGAAAACCAGAACGCCGGCAAUGAGUGUGAGUACACCCUGUGCAAUAUAUUUACAUUAUGAAUGGAAUAUGUCUUGGACAGGUUAUGAUAAAGCAAUAAGGGAGAGGAAUAGCUAGGAUCUUUUGUAUCACACCAACAUACCUUUCCAUCCCACUGGCAAAGAGUUUAUCCAGUCAAUAUAUACGUGCUACAGUUCAUCACAGAGCCUAGAAUUGAAGAUUGCUAAAGUGUGUAACAUUGUUAGAAGAUUAUAAUGAUGAUGAUGAUGAUGAUGAUGAUGAUGAUGAUGAAAGAGUUACAUAACAAUAUUCAUUGUAUACGGAAUUGCAAUAAUUAUAUGUUUUUAUCUAACAUUAUGUUUUGGCCUCCACCCGGAAUAGAACGUUCCCAACGAGGAACAAAUAGACAAAAGUAGAGAGUAAAAUCUGCAGAACAGAAUCUCAAAAUUUUGGCUACAAAUAUUACAAAAUUACACAUACAAGAAGGCCUAAAAGGUGCGAUGGAAAGUUGCAUUUAUCUGUUCCGCGAAAUUUCCUUAACAACAGCAUCUAUGAGGAAAGCAGUAUUUUUGAUAGUGAAGUAAAAAACUACCAUUUCUGUUGUUGUCAACGUAAUUUCUAAAAAAUGGUUGAUCUAUGGUCGAUAACUAUGGCGUUUGUUUUUUUAUGUGUCUGAAUAACUAUAAAGAGAAACUUUAAGUAGUUCUACUAAGUCUUCCAAAAGUCAAAACAAUGGUAAAGUCUCGCUUAUUAGUUUAACAAAACUAUAAGCAUUUGUUAAAAUAAACAAUUGAGACGCACAACUCGAUCCAAUUGACAGUGCAUGGAGCCAAACCUCCGAUGUUUGCUGAUUUAGUAUCGAUUAGAAUUUUAAAACGAUCUUACGAGUUACGGAUGGGACGGUUUUGGUUUUGUCAUCCUCCCAGGGCGAGAGUUCCCACACACAACCCGCGUCUUCCGACUAUAAACAAUUUUAUAACGUUAACUUGGCCUAAACUAAUGAACGCAUAAUUUAAAAGUAACGAAAGAAAUGUCAGUUACAGUGAAGAAUGAUAAAGAUAUUUUAUUAUAAAAAUAGAUUAUUUCUUGCUUUCCUUUGGCAGCUUACUCUUAGUUAGAAUCCAAUGUAGCUAAUAUAAUAAAAUAGCGAAAGGGUUAUGAUUCAAGCUUGUGAAUGAUUGUGCGACCAUCCCAUCAGCCAGCAAUACUUCAUUUAAAACAUUAAUUUAACGUUCUCAGUAGACGCCAUUCUGUUUGCGUUCGAUUCAAACAAUCACACAACAAAUGAAAUUAUCCAAUCUCUUCUUAUUUUGUCGACAAUUUAACAAUUGUCGAAGAAUGUCGAAAGCUAUAUUAUUUAAAAGGAAUAACAUCAACAUUAAAGAAACACUUUAGGGGAUGUUUAACAUUGCAGUUAAUUAAUUAUACCAUGUUUAAAGAAUUUUAUAGCAUGCAGAGGGAAAAAGGAAAUCAGAAUCAAUCAAUUGGCAAUGAUGGAAUAUUUUCAACUUACUUAGCCGCAUACACAAAUAUAUAAAACUUCUGAGCAUUAAUAUAUAUAUAUGAAUAUUCUAUAUAUUUAUAUAUCUUUAUAUAAAUAUAUAUCUUUACAUUUGAUC